UCAAGGAACUCUUAUAAAUCUAUGAGUCUUUCAUUGAACUGAACUUGGAAAUAGUUAGACGAAAAAAUUGAGUCUAGACUCUAGCCUGUGAUUUUGAACAUUGCAAUGAAUUACACACAUCGUGGGUAGAUAAAAUGAUGAGCUUUCGCUGAAGACGUGGGAUUUUAUUUUUAUUUUUAUUUAUUUAUUUAUAUUUUUUUUAAUUGUUUACAAACAGGUUGGCAACAAGCCCACUCCUGUCAGAGUUUCACCCUUACUGACUCCUAGGCACUUGUCUCAGAGAAGGAUUAGGUUGCCGGUAAGGAAAUAUCAUCCUAGAAAUGAUGGUCUGAAGGUGCCAUUCUUCAUUGACGAUGAAGAAACACCAAGUACGCCAAAGGCGGAUGCUUUUUUCAUUCCUCGGAAGAAUCCAAGGGCACUGGUUAUUCGUCCCAUGGACCAGUGGCCCACAAGAUCUAGUGCAGAAAAGCAGUCUCUAUUGAAAGAUACAGAUGCACCAGUUCAUCAAAAUGGUAUAAUCUCUGGGGAGGCAUCCGCUCCUGCUUUAAAUGGUUCCUUCUCUCAAGAUCAUGAUGGCGGCGAUGGACACUUUGCACAGUCAGCCCACUCCCGAUGGUACUCAGCGGAGUGAGCCAGAGAUCCUGAGUGAGGUGCUUGGCACCCGUUCUGGAUAUGUGCGUGGGCUUGGCCAUGGUGCCAAGUUCAUGGCACCCGCUAGAGCUGCCUCCACCCGAUCCAUCGUCAUUGGUGAGAGCGCCACCCGCCGAAUUAAUAUCGCAGAGAAAGAGGUUCAACAGCUACAGGUCGUCAUCCAUGACAUCAGAGAGCAGCUGGAGAAGAAGAGUGAGCAGCUGGAGAGGCAGAUGGAGGAACAGGAGGAGGAUGAAGGAUCUGACAAGGGAGAGAGAGGAGCAGGAGAGGAGGAUUGA
Molecule: messenger RNA, 929 nt
Organism: Magnolia sinica
Lineage: Eukaryota; Viridiplantae; Streptophyta; Magnoliopsida; Magnoliales; Magnoliaceae
Exons: 4
Coding region: 549-929 (126 amino acids)
Source: RefSeq, a predicted model, not a curated record